CGUUCCAGCGUCCUGAACGCGCGGGCGCGGUCUCUGUUGCAGAACUGGCAGCUGGUGAACACGGCCGUGCUGACGGCCCGGCAGAUCUCCCAGGCCAUGAAGGUGUUCAUCGUGAGCCAGGCCGGGCGCGUGGCGGACGUGACGCUGCAGUCGUCGUGCAAGACGGAGGACGACAGCGUGCUCAAGGUGUCGUCGUCGUGCACCUCGGUGUACGUGGACGGCUCCGAGAUCCGCGGCUCCAGCAACGGCACCGUGCUCGUCAAGUACGGCACCUACACCGGCAUGGCGCGCUUCACCGUCUGGAUGCCCGUCUUCCCCCUGGAGGUGGCCGUGCAGGACUACCGCCUGUCGCAGAUCAAGGGCUGGCGCGUCCCCGACCCGGACGCCAACCCCGCUAAGUCCAAGCGCUCUACUGGUGACGACGUCGACUCGUGGGACCACUCAGCCGCCGCGGCCGCGGCCGGCAUGGUGGUGGAGGACGUACACAACAGCCUGGAGCACGACCGGGAGCGCCAGUCCACCUGCCGCGCGCGCUUCCAGCAGAGCCCCGUCGAGGUGUACGCGCGCUUCAAGGCGGAGGACCACGACUCUGGGCGGGAGAGCUACUUCGUGUCGAGGCGCACGCUGCUGCUCGUCACCGACCUGGUGCAGGGUUACAUGCGCGUGUCCGACCCGCGCAUCGCCACCCUGUACGGCCGGGUGGUGCAGGGCCGCACGAGCGGGCGCACCGAGGUCCAGGUGCUGUCGCCCAUCACGGGUCGCGUGAUCGGUUCCAAGGAGGUCCGCGUCGUGACGGACAAGGUGAGCGUGAGCAGGAUGCUGGUCCGGGUCGUGUCCGGGCUGCAGCUCUCCAUCACGGCGGACUCGGCCAUCGAGAACGGCUACGUGGCGGAGACCUCCGUCACUCGCAAGCUGACGGCCCAGUACCAGGAGGGGCUGCUAGACAUUGACAUCGAGUUCUCGGACGGCACGCGGACGCCGCUGCGCGAGGUGGCCGUCAGCGACUACCACCUCAUGGUGGAGAGCCUGGCGCCGGACAUCGUGGCCUUCGCGCCGAUGAUGGCGUCGCCGCACCCGCGGGUGAUCGCGGUGCGCCAGGGCCGCGGCGACCUGCUCAAGGUGACGCUGCUGCCGGCCGAGGUGUGCCGGGGCGUGAUGCGCCGCGCCAAGCCCAAGUCCAUCACGAGCCACGUGCCGCUGGCGGUCGCCACGGCGCAGGUCGAGGUCAACUUCGCGUCGAGCGACGUCGCGCAGCGGCCCGAGUUCGUCCAGAACGACGGCGGCGGCAUGGCGGGCUCGGGUGGCAAGGACCGCAAGGGCGGCCGCGACAUGCCCGACCUGCAGGACAUUCUCAUCGGCAUCCCGCUCAAAGACGAGAACAACCACGAGCCCACGGUGCAGGCGCGGCAGCACUCGUCCAACGGCGGCGGCGUCCUCAUGACGGGCCUCGGCAAGACGGCCGUCGUGGCGUCCGGCCCGCGGCACCACGGCAACGUGCACACCACGCCGCUCGAGAUCGGCAUGUACGUGCUGCUGGCCGCCUUCUGCUUCGCCAUCGUCGUGUUCGUCGUGUCGUGCGUCGUGUACGCGUCCAAGUUCAGCCCGCAGCAGCCCCUGGACCAGCUGGCGCAGACGGCGCCCCAGGGCGUGGGCGGCGCGCUCGGCCGGCCCCAGGGCGUGGCCGGCAUGACCGGCAUGGGGGUGGCCAUGGUGAAGAGGCAGCUGCAGCCGCAGUCCAGGGACUCCACCACCAACGUGCACGACUGGGUGUGGCUCGGCAGGGCCACCCUGGAGCGCGGCUCCGUCGCCGGCCACCCCGUCCCCGCCUCGGCCACCACCAACUCGAGCGCGCGCUCCGGGCCCCCGCUCAACAUCAACAGCCCGGUGAUACAUAUCACUACCAACCCCAACUAUGCGGAUCCUACCGAUGUGACGGAGGAAAUGGAGUUGGCUAUUGCCGAGUGCCUCAGCGUGCCGGAGAGGGUUGUCAACGCUGAGCCCGUCGUGUCCGCACGCAUCGAUAGUUCCACAUAUUGCAAAAAGGACCGCGACAAAGACAGAUCUCGCGACAAAGAACGACGUGGAGAGAAGCGUCACCACCAUCACCGAGGGCACAAGUCAUCCCAGGAGAUCAACCCGGAUGGCUGGAAGCUGUAAGUCUGGCUUAUCACCACCGCCAGGUGAAAAAAUUCACUUUAACACGUUCAGUGCCAGGCCAUUUUUAAUUUAAAAAGUGUCCGACCUCACGGUGGUCGUGCGGCACAAGGGUGCCAAAAAGUGAACGACCUCUGGUGUGGUCGUGUGGCAUUUAAGCGCCUAACAUUGCCCAAGAGCCCGGCAGAGACUGCCACGACCACGGAGAGGUCGUAUGG
This is a messenger RNA of Frankliniella occidentalis (western flower thrips), 2372 nucleotides long. Its product is annotated as transmembrane protein 132B. The annotation marks the transcript as partial. The transcript has 8 exons. NCBI's taxonomy places the organism in Eukaryota, Metazoa, Arthropoda, Insecta, Thysanoptera, Thripidae. The record is from RefSeq and is a predicted model, not a curated record.